AUGAUCAAAGAAUGGGACAAUGGCUGUCAAAAGAUUGGAACACCAAGGGCUAAUGAGCCAAUGGCCCAAGAAAGGAAGACUACAGAGGGAAAGGCAGGUAAGAAGAAAGGAAAAUCAGUCCGAACGCUCGAUACAAGCUAUCCCUUCCAGGAUGAAGACUCUCAGCUUUAUCAGGAGGAUCUGUGCUCAGUGUCACACCUGGGGUUAUGGAGCAAAUUCUACAGAUCAGACCCACGCAUUGCCCUCGGGAAAUACUCCCCCAUGGAGAAAGAGAUCCUACGUCUAGGUGGUGUUCAUACUAUGGCAGCAAGAAAGUUUCUGGCUUUUAAGCAAGAGGAAGAACAGAAGCUACUCAGGGAGCUGCAGUUUCUGUCCUCAGACUACAAACGGGCAACGUCGUAUAAAAAUCAGAAGUCAUCUCCUUGUUCUAUUUGUGGACCCGGGGAAAAAUCAUGGACCGCAAAGGUGAUUGUACCGGCAGAGGAGUUCAAAAUGCCACAAAGAGAAAUAACCAAUAUCAGUAAGCACAUAGAAAGGAUGCAGUUUGCUCGAGCCCUGAGGAAUGCGCAGCUUUUACCCUACAUUGAAAGGCUUAGAGACACUUCUUUUUUAUCCAAAGCCAGCCUGGGUCCAGAGCCAGCCAAAGACCAGGCCAAAGAAGAGGGUGAAGACUUUGAUUCAAGUAACUGUGAGAUUACUGAUCAGGACAAGAAGAAAGAGGCAGAGUUCAAACCCACUCAAAAACAAGAAAUCAAAAUGAACGUCAUUUUCAAGUCAGACCAACCCAAAAAACGUUUAGUAUAUAAUGUGAAUGAGCGAAGACCAUUUCUUCCCACUACAAAGCUGGAACGAUGCAUCACUGGCCCAACAAACAGAUCCCUGCUCCAUUUUUCUGAAUUCCCUGGAGAUCUGAUGUUAAUGAAUCAGGAUUUUAUAUCACGGGGACCCCACCCCAGUGAAUUGACAAAGGCCUGCUCCCUCAGAAGGGGGAACGUCUGGGACAAACACAAAAACUGCUUGUGA
Molecule: messenger RNA, 1023 nt
Organism: Chrysochloris asiatica (Cape golden mole)
Lineage: Eukaryota; Metazoa; Chordata; Mammalia; Afrosoricida; Chrysochloridae
Gene: CUNH10orf120
Product: chromosome unknown open reading frame, human C10orf120
Source: RefSeq, a predicted model, not a curated record